AUGGCUGUUGCUACUGGUGAACAGCGGUCUUUCGAUUCGGCUUUGGCCGCGACUCUGGAGGACUUGGAAGCUCACUUGUCAUGUUUCAAAUUGUUUGAUGUUGUAUUUUGCUUUCUUUCACAGCUCGUGUCCAAUGUCCUGAUCUUCUCCUGCACUAAUAUAGUUGGCGUGUGCACACACUACCCAGCAGAAGGCUCACAGAGACAAGCCUUCCAGGAGACCAGAGAAUGUAUUCAAGCUCGUCUGCACUCUCAGAGAGAAAACCAGCAACAGGAACGCCUUCUCCUCUCUGUGCUUCCUCGACAUGUCGCCAUGGAGAUGAAAGCCGACAUAAAUGCCAAACAAGAGGAUAUGAUGUUCCACAAGAUCUAUAUUCAAAAGCAUGACAAUGUGAGUAUCCUCUUUGCUGACAUUGAGGGCUUCACCAGUCUGGCUUCCCAGUGUACUGCCCAGGAGUUAGUGAUGACCCUCAACGAGCUCUUCGCACGAUUCGACAAACUAGCCGCUGAGAAUCACUGUCUGCGGAUUAAGAUCCUGGGCGACUGCUACUACUGCGUGUCGGGGCUGCCCGAGGCCCGUGCCGACCAUGCGCACUGCUGCGUAGAGAUGGGUGUGGACAUGAUCGAAGCAAUCUCGUUGGUGAGGGAAGUCACUGGGGUCAACGUCAACAUGCGUGUGGGUAUACACAGCGGGCGCGUCCACUGCGGGGUGCUGGGAUUAAGGAAGUGGCAGUUUGAUGUCUGGUCCAACGAUGUCACCUUGGCCAAUCACAUGGAAGCUGGGGGCGAAGCAGGGCGUAUCCAUAUCACCAAGGCUACCCUGAACUACCUAAAUGGGGAUUAUGAUGUGGAACCUGGAUUUGGUGGAGAAAGAAAUAUCUAUCUCAAGAAGCACAACAUUGAAACCUACCUCAUUGUGGGCUGCAGUCAGAAACGGAAAGAAGAAAAGGCCAUGAUUGCUAAGAUGAACCGGCAACGCACAAACUCUGUAACUCAUAAUAGCACUCACUGGACCGACCGGCCCUUCUACAAUCACCUGGGUAGCAAUCAGGUUUCCAAGGGGCUGAAGAUGAUGGGAUUUGAGGAUUCUAAAGACAAAAACACGCAAGAAAACCUGAACCCCGAGGAUGAGGUGGACGAAUUUCUGGGCCGUGCCAUUGAUGCCCGGAGCAUCGACCGGUUACGGUCCGAACACGUCAAGAAAUUUCUCCUGACGUUCCGAGAACCUGACCUGGAGAAGAAGUACUCCAAGCAGGUAGACGCCAGGUUCGGAGCAUACGUAGCCUGCGCCUCCCUCGUCUUUUUAUUCAUCUGCUUCAUUCAGAUCGUCAUUGUCCCACACUCCGGGCUGAUGAUCGGCUUCUAUGUGGUGUGCCUUGUCCUCCUGUUGGCCGUCAUGUUCAUCUCAGCCAUUUACUCUUGUUUUGAGUUUUUCCCUGUGCCUCUGCAAACUCUGUCUAAAAGGAUUGUUCAGUCCAGACUCAACAGCACCCUGGUCGGAGUUUUUACCAUCGUCCUGGUUUUUCUCUCCGCUUUCAUUAACAUUUUCACCUGCAGUACAGAUGACCUGAAGACAUGUUUAGGACAGGAGUUUAACAUCACCCCCAGAGAUGUGAACGCUUGCCAUGUCCGCAGCUCGCUCUUCAACUACUCUCUCUGGUCUCAGGACAGCCUCUGCAACAGCUCGUCACCCACCUGCAAUUUCCCAGAGUACUUCUCAUCGUGUGUGCUGCUCAGUUUACUGGCCUGCUCAGUGUUCCUACAGGUCAGCAGUAUUGGUAAACUCUUCCUCAUGCUCUUCAUCGAGAUCCUGUAUGUGCUUAUCGUGGAGGUGCCUGAGGUCAGCCUUUUUGACAAUGUGGACCUGCUGGUCAUGGCCAAUGCCAUAGAGAAUAUUACUGGCACAAGCUGUGUGACAGACAUGCGGGUUCCUCUAAAGAUCAUGACUCCAGUAGUCAUCACGGUGUUUGUGCUAGCGCUCUACCUUCAUGCACAGCAGGUGGAGUCCACUGCCAGACUGGACUUUCUCUGGAAGUUACAGGCAACAGAGGAAAAAGAGGAAAUGGAAGAACUUCAGGCCUACAACCGUCGGCUUCUCCACAACAUCUUGCCCAAAGAUGUGGCUGCACACUUUCUGGCACGUGAGCGGCGGAACGACGAGUUGUAUUAUCAGUCGUGCGAAUGCGUGGCUGUCAUGUUUGCCUCCAUCAGCAACUUCUCCGAGUUCUAUGUGGAACUGGAGGCCAAUAAUGAAGGUGUGGAGUGCUUGAGACUGCUCAAUGAGAUCAUCGCUGACUUUGAUGAGAUCAUUAGUGAGGAUCAGUUUCGUCAACUGGAAAAGAUCAAAACCAUUGGCAGCACCUACAUGGCUGCGUCUGGGCUUAAUGACUCCACUUAUGAUAAAGUAGGAAGGUCGCACAUUCGCGCUCUAGCCGACUACGCUAUGCGCCUCAUGGACCAGAUGAAGUACAUAAAUGAGCACUCAUUUAAUAACUUCAAAAUGAAGAUCGGUCUUAACAUGGGUCCCGUCGUGGCUGGUGUCAUAGGGGCUCGUAAACCGCAAUAUGACAUAUGGGGGAAUACUGUGAAUGUAGCCAGCCGAAUGGACAGCACUGGGGUACCUGAGAGAAUACAGGUCACAACUGACCUCUACCAGGUUCUCAGCUCAUAUAACUACACACUGGAGUACAGAGGCGUUGUGAAGGUCAAGGGCAAAGGAGAAAUGGCGACCUACUUCCUAAACGGAGGACCCAACAGCAGUUAACACUCAGCUUCUGACAUUCAGAACACUUCUGAGAUGAUAUGGUGAGGAGACGCUUUGGUCCGGGCCAGCCAGGCUGUUGACCUCCUGGACCAAUCACAAUAGGAUGUGUUUGGAAAGCCAGUCCAAGAGUGGCCUCUUUGCACACCGAGACUUCCUAUAGGAUUAACGGAGGGCUUUGCCACCUUUAUUUAAGGUAUGGAACAGCUCAGAAAGACGUUCAACCUCAGAGACCAAAGAAAUAAAGGAAUGUCAAGGCAUAAAAAGCAGUUCUCCCAGUCUUCUAUUAUUCUUGUAUUUCUAAGAGAGGACAGAUGCACCUGGCUUUGGCUCUCUCAGGUGUGGCGGGACUGCGAUCUUACUCAACCAACUGGUCCUGGCGACUCCAAAUCAAAACUGCAUGAAAACACUGAUGAAUCAUAUACACAUAAAACAUGUGUUUUACAGGUAUAUUGGCUUCAGUGUAUGUAAAGACUAAAGAGUUCUGUUCACACGGUCCUGUUGCGUGGCGAUAUCGCAAUAGAGCUUAUAUGGUAGAGGGCCAUAGAGAGCACAGCAGCUUUACAAAUCCUUUAUGGUUCCCAGAACUUUGUCGCAGCGACUGUGGUUGUUACUGGUAAGGGAGCUAGUGUUGACCGUGUUACCUCUGGUGACAUUCUCAACGGGAGAAUAAAGCCCCGUUCACGCCACCCGCAACUUGAAACGACCCAAAGUCAUUCAUUUUUAGUGCCAGGUUGUGGCCAGGACCAACGAUGCAACGUCUUCAUUUCGCAACUGUAGUUGGGAAUCAGCUCGACUUACGUUUGUCCUUGUAAUACGCAAUUUUGUGUGCGCAGGGACAGUAUUAAACACUGAGGCGUAUUAUACGUAUCAAAGUUAAGUGUGUGUGAGCCCAAAUAGCCUAGCGUUUGUGCUUUUCGGUACAGAUAAAUGGCAGUCCACAGUGCUAAAGAACACAUACUGAGUCUCGUUCAUCUUUAAUAUGAUGCAUACUUACGACUUCCCUCCUGUCAACAAGGGAUGGGAUGAAACAAAAAAGAACGGACAUGUUUCUGGUGGCAUGAACGUGGCUUGAGACUUCAACUUUGUGUUCCAAACAAACUUACAUUCGCGUAACUACACACCCAUACACUUGUCUACACUGAUGACACCAUUAAAGACAGAGGAAAAUGGCCAAAUGUGGCUGUUUUGUAUUUUUAACAUUUUAUAUUCUGAGACUAAAAGCCAAAUUGUCAGAGCUAUUUUAGAUGAUAUAUUUUGUACAUUAAUAUAUUUAAAUAAUGUCUGUAAACACCAAUGUGUAUUUAGAUAUACAUAUAUGACAUUAUAUAUGUAUUCCAUUACUCUACAGUCCUGCACAUUUUAACAGGAGGGAGAGGUCAUUUGCAAAUUAUCAGUCACCCUUUUUGUUGUCGCUGCAUCCAUUUAAAUAAAAUCAGUAGCUAGUCUUGUAACCGAGUAAGGAGAAUAGGUUUGUUCUUUCUCCAAAAAGGGUUUCUGUAUCCUGUCAAGUGCACUACAGUGUAAUUAAGAAGAAAAUGGAUUUGUAGGACACAAAAUGACAAGUGAGUGUUUCAGAACAGCCACAGUCGUUUAAAGCUUGGCAAACACAUCUGCAAAUAUUGAUUUUAGCCUUGUGUUUAUGGUGCGUGGGACAACGAGUUGGAUCCUUUCCGUUAAAGCCACAAAUAUCCACCAUUUAUGCACUGCAGCACGACCAGCAUUCCCUUCCCUCUCAGUGUGAUGGUACGACCCAAUGAAUGUCCAUUUUCUCCAAUGAGGCCUUUGUAUGUAAAGAAUUUGAGUUUGUACACAAACAUGUAGGGUAGUCCAUAAAAAGUUUUUUUUAUUUAUUUAUUUUUUGCUUUACCUGUGUAAGAUCUUACUGUAAGUCCAUACAGAGGAUUAUGAUAAUACUUUAGGUAACCGUAACUAUAUUUGGUCCUGUUCUAAUUUCUCUCAACUUGGACUCAGCUGGGCUUCCAGUGUCACCUUUCCAAAGUCUUUAUUUCCAACAAGAAAAUAAAUGCCACUUUCUUGCCAGCAAAUUGAAAAUAAAAUAAAUGGUUGAAUGUUUUUGUAUUCAAUGUCAUUGUGAUACAUGUAUUAUGGCCUUUAAAUGACGGUGCGGGUGCCGUAUGGAUUCCUAAGUUAAAGGUGAAGUGUGUCAUUUUUUCCACAGUUAGCGGCACCAAACUGGAUUGGACACGCCCCCUAUCUGCCAUUGGUUAAACAAUAAGUUAGCCUUGCCCGUAAACGCCAUUGGUUGAGCCGGUGUUGCUGUGUCUGGAUUCUCACAGCGUUUUGAUUUUUUCACAGAAUUGAACUUCUGAAUGGCUUGCUUGUAGGAAUUAUAUCUGCAUAUUGGGAGGAGUGAAUAUUUUAACAGAAAAACUUCAGCUUUAAUUCACUUGUGUUUGCCAUCCAAAUGAAAGCACUGAGAUAAGAGAUGUCAAGUAAAUACCACAUUUCUGUCCUGCUGAGUACUGGCAUUUACUAUUCCAGUGGCUUCAUCUUGGGUUGCUUAUAUGCCAUGUAUUGCUCAAUGCUGUAUUUUUUGUUUUUGUUUUUUUACAUCCAAUUAAACUAUAACAUUAAACUCA
Messenger RNA from Pimephales promelas (fathead minnow), 5363 nucleotides. The record is from RefSeq and is a predicted model, not a curated record. Lineage: Eukaryota; Metazoa; Chordata; Actinopteri; Cypriniformes; Leuciscidae.